AUGCGUCCUCUGGUGCUGAAGGGUCAUGAACGAGCGAUCACGAAAGUGAAGUACAACAGAGAAGGUGAUCUACUGUUUUCGUCGGCUAAGGACAAGCUUCCUACCGUAUGGUAUUCGGAUACCGGCGAACGUCUAGGCACAUACAACGGGCACAACGGUGUCGUCUGGUGUCUCGACGUGUCGUUCGACACCAGUUGUCUGUUGACUGGAAGCGGUGAUAACUCAUGUUGUUUGUGGGACUGUGAAACCGGCACAUUGGUCAACCGUCUUGGCUCACCGACGGCUGUCCGCGCCGUUGGCUUUUCCUACAGUUCGAAUACGUUCUUCUACUCGACCGACCAACGAAUGACGCAAAACUGUUCAUUGGAUGUGUUUGACACCCGCGACAAGAACGCGAUGGCCAAAGGCGAGGCGUGCAUCAAAAUCCCGAUACUGAAGUCACGCAUUACCAGCGCCCUCUGGGGUCAUCUCGAUUACAUCAUCAUCACUGGCAACGAAAACGGAGAAAUAUGUCAGUUCGACAUUCGGAGGGACAGCUCAGAUCCGGUCAAUUUCCUCACGGAGCACAAGCGUGCCGUGAUGGAUCUUCAGACGUCAUCUGACGAGAUCAUGCUAUUGUCGGCAAGCAAGGAUCAGACAGCGAAGUUGUUCGACGCUCAAAAUUUCAUCCACCUGAAAACUUAUCAGUCAGAGCGUCCAGUGAAUUCCGCGGCAAUUUCUCCGACGAGAGACCACAUCGUUCUCGGCGGUGGUGAAGAAGCUAUGAAGGUCACCCAAACGGACACACGACAAGGUCAGUUUGAGGCGAAAUUUUACCAUCUAAUCUUCCAAGAGGAGUUUGCGAGGGUUCGUGGUCAUUUCGGUCCCAUUAACAGCUUGGUGUUUCAUCCAGACGGAAAGUCGUACGCUUCAGGUGGAGAAGACGGUUACGUGCGCGUUCACGUUUUCGACGACGAUUAUUUUGAUUUUGACUUGGAUUAUUAA
Soboliphyme baturini is the source of this 984-nucleotide messenger RNA. NCBI's taxonomy places the organism in Eukaryota, Metazoa, Nematoda, Enoplea, Dioctophymatida, Soboliphymatidae. The record is from the annotation of a GenBank genome assembly.